Drosophila albomicans is the source of this 2694-nucleotide messenger RNA. Its product is annotated as sodium-dependent neutral amino acid transporter B(0)AT3. The transcript has 10 exons. The record is from RefSeq and is a predicted model, not a curated record. Gene Ontology annotation, cellular component: membrane. Gene Ontology annotation, biological process: sodium ion transmembrane transport. Bases 348 to 2570 code for a protein of 740 amino acids. Lineage: Eukaryota; Metazoa; Arthropoda; Insecta; Diptera; Drosophilidae.
AGUUUACAACGGAAAGCACAAAGCAACGGUCGUGAGAAUUGAGCAAAGCUCCAUAAAUAAAAAAAAUUAAAACAAAUAAAAUAAACGCAAAUUUUCGUGACAGAAUUUUUGGAAUUUGUGAGUGUGGUGCAAAGUGCCUACAAGAAAUUCCAACAAGUUUAUCUUUCAAAGAGAAUCUGGUAUCUGUCAAAGCCAAAAGAUAGAAAAAAGCAAAAAGCCGCGCGAUUGUGUCCUUUGUGUCUGUGUGAAAAAAAUUCCGCCCUUAAAGAGCCCUAUUGAAGUAAGCGAACUGAAAGUUUGAGAAAAAGUGACGUUGAAGUAAAAGGGGCAGUUAACUCCCAACGUUGAUGGCUGCCACUAAAAUAAUUGAUGCACCACGCAACGGCCACGAGAUGGCGCCACUGAACACGAGAGCCAGGGGCGAUGGCACCCAUGGGGUGACCAUUGUGUUAACCGCACCUCAACGUAACUCAGUGCAAUCGGUGGACAUCCCAGGCGAACCGGAUCGUGCCGCCUGGAGUGGCAAGAUGCAGUUCUUCCUCAGUAUUAUCGGCUAUUCCGUGGGACUGGGCAACAUCUGGCGCUUUCCCUACCUAUGCCAACAGAAUGGUGGCGGUGCAUUUCUGAUACCCUUUAUGAUAAUGUUGAUACUGGAAGGCAUACCGCUGUUCCUCAUCGAGCUGGGCAUGGGUCAGCGUAUGCGCUUGGGUGCCUUGGGUGUGUGGAACACCAUUCAUCCGUGGUUGGGUGGCAUCGGCAUCUCCUCGUGCAUUGUGACACUCUUUGUGGCGCUCUACUACAAUGUGAUCAUCACGUGGGUCUUCUACUAUCUGUUCAACAGUUUUCGAUAUCCGUUGCCGUGGUCAACUUGUCCGACAAACAGCAGUGGCUUUGAGCUAGAGGAAUGCGCCAAGUCGUCGGAGACAACAUAUUUCUGGUAUCGAACCACAUUGGAUGCGGCCCCAUCGAUGGAUGAACCCGGUGGCCUUAAGUGGUGGAUUGUCUUGUGCCUUCUGCUGUCCUGGACCAUUGUCUUCUUCAUUGUGAUGAAGGGCAUCCAGAGUUCCGGCAAGGUGGUCUACUUCACCUCCCUCUUCCCCUACAUUGUGCUCACCAUCUUCUUCAUAAGAGGAAUCACGCUGCGCGGCGCUGGGGACGGAUUGAUGCACAUGUAUACGCCCAAGCUGGGUAAGCUACUGGAGCCGACCGUCUGGCUGGAUGCGGCCACACAGGUCUUCUAUUCGUUUGGCCUGGCCUUUGGGUCGCUGAUUGCCUUCGGCAGCUACAAUACGCCGAAAAACAAUUGCGUCCGGGACGUGCUGCUGGUUUCAGUAUGCAAUGCGGUCACCGCCAUCUAUGCGAGUGUCGUCAUCUUUGCUAUACUCGGAUUCAAGGCCACAGUCAACGUGGAUCGCUGUAAUGCCGGAAAUUCGGAAAUGCUGGUGAAGUAUGAUAUGCUGCCCUACACGAAUGCCACAGUUGAGGAGUUCAAUGUGGCUAUGGCCAAGUACAAUGCAACCGAGCCCAAACCAUUUGUGCUCAGUGUAUGCGACAUUAAAAAGGAACUGGACAAUGCUGCUGAGGGCACUGGCUUGGCGUUCAUUGUCUUCACCCAGGCCAUCGUCGAGCUGCCCGGUGCACCAUUCUGGGCUGUGCUGUUCUUCACCAUGUUGUUGUCGCUGGGAUUGGGAUCGCAGAUCGGCAUCCUUGAGGGCAUGCUGUGCACGUUAUUCGACAUAGACAUCAUAAAGCGGGUUAAGAAACAACAUGUCACUGGCGUGGUAUGUCUAUUCUGCUUUAUUGUCGGUUUCAUCUUCUGCACAGGUGCCGGCGAGUAUUGGCUCAAGAUGUUUGACUCUUUUGCCGGCACAAUCGGUUUGGUUGUUGUCGCACUAAUGGAAAUGAUAGCCGUCAUCUUUAUUUACGGACACGAGCGCUUCACUGAGGAUAUCUAUCAGAUGACGGGCUAUAGACCGGGUCUAUACUGGCAGCUAACUUGGCGCUACAUUGGCCCUGUUAUCAUGGUCUGCAUAUUGAUCUCCUCUGUGGUCUUCAUGGUCAUUCGCAAUCCCACAUAUGGAGCCUGGAAUGCCGAACUGGGUGCUAUUGAGCAAAAGAAUUACCCCAAUUGGGUGAUGGGCAUUGCCUUGGCCAUGAUAAUGGCGGGAGUGCUGCCCAUGCCCAUUGUGUUCCUCAUGCGCAGCUUCCAGUGCCUGAAAGUGGAUCUGGAUAUUCACCAGGGUUCGAUACGUCGCAAUGAGACAACCGCCUCUACCAAGGAAAUGAUUGACAACGAUGAUGAUGACGAUGAGGAGGACGAUGAGAAUGAUUUCAGUGGGCCAGCGUUGGGUGGUCAUGUGAAGACCCAGAGCGACUUUUCCGAGGACGAUGAGGAGGAUAAGCCUAUGACCAUGCGCUUAAUGAUGAUGCGUCCAACAACAGCAGCAACAACAACAACAACAAACAACAAAACAAACCCAACCACGCCUCUCAACAAAACGGGCAGCAAUCAUCUAAAUGUGCCAACAAGCAGAAAGCAGAACUUCAAAAAGGACGCAUACGAUGUGUAGAUAGUGUGUUGCAAGAAGAUUGCGAGGUGGCAAGGACUUAUUGCGUCUCCCAAGAGCUACAACUUUCGCCUGGUCUGUCGUGCUCUCUCCGUGCAAUACGGCGAUGCAAAGACCUUGACUCCAG